AUGGCACCCCGAGAUGUGAUCGUAAUCAGUUCUGACUCGCCGUCUCCUCCCCCACACUCUCCUCCACCUUUGGCCGCCCAACCAAACUUAAUCGACUACCUCGAGGCAGAUCUUGACGCCGCCCUAAACGGUGACCUAAACCAUAACCUGGACGGCAGCAAUCUUCAGGGUCUACCGGAACCAUCACUGCAAAUGCCUGCCGUCCUUCGGUCAAGCUUAGGGCCAGCAGCCCAAAAUGAGGGGAUGUCAAAAUGCGAGGAGGACGUUUUGAGCUGUUUCCCAGAUAUUUGCCCAGGCUACCUCAAGACCCAAAUGCAGCAACAUCAUUGGAACUCCCAAAGCAUUGUCACUCGCCUCCUGGACGACCUUGAAAAGGGCGAGCCGUAUCCAAAGCGGGUUUCACUGAAACAAAAGCGUCCAGAAAGGGUCGAGGAGAAGGAGAAGGAGGAGGUCAAGCGCCGGAAAUUUAACCAUGAGGAUCCACGGCUCGUUGAUAAAGAACCUACAUACCAAAAGCUUUACAUCAAGAAGGCGAAAGCACUCCUCAAAGUUGCUUUUCACCAGCGGUAUGCCGAAGACAUCGAAAGCGCUCUGAAAGCGAACAACUACCAGCUUUAUGCGACAUACCUUCUUCUUGACAAGGCUUCUUGGAGUGCAGAGGGAAACGCCAUGAAACAUAAAAGAAUCAGCUCCAAGCGCCCUCACGCAGAGGAGGAUUUGCGGCGCGGCGUGGUUCAUCAAGCAGAAAUUGAUGCUCUAGCGGCAUUCGAUGCAGCCCGUGCCUUUUGUACGGAGGAGGCCGAGGCGCGCGAAUCCAAGGAAGCCGAGCAGAGGCAGAAGGUUCAAGAGGAGGAAGAGAACUUCCGGCGCGCCAAGGCCGAAGGGUCAGUUGCUGAAUGCGGUUGUUGCUACGAGGAGCUGGCUCUCAACAGCAUGGUUCACUGUGCCGGAGACACAACACAUUGGUUCUGUCGCUCAUGCGCCAAGCAAAUGGCCGAGCAUUUGGUCGGGCUUUCCAAAUACCGCCUUGGCUGCAUGUCGGUAGACGGCUGCGACGCGACUUUUUCUAGGGACCAGAAAGAGCUCUUCUUGGAUGACAAGCUGACCAACGCCCUGGAGCAGAUUGAGCAGGAGGAGGUUCUUCGAUUGGCUGGAAUCGAGAAUCUAGAAAGUUGUCCAUUCUGUCCGUAUGCGGCCGAGUAUCCUCCAGUCGAGGAAAACAAGGAGUUUCGGUGCGAGAAUCCGGAGUGCAACUUGGUCAGUUGCCGCUUGUGCCGACAGGAGACCCAUAUACCCAAGACUUGCGAGGAAAUUGCGAAGGAGCGCGGGCAUUCGGCUCGGCGUACAAUCGAGGAGGCAAUGUCUGCUGCCUUGAUUCGCAAGUGCAACAAAUGCGGCACUCCCUUCAUCAAGGAACAUGGCUGCAACAAAAUGACGUGCACCCGGGGCGGAUGUGGCAACGUGCAGUGCUACGUCUGCUCCAAAAGCGUCGAGGUCCGCCACCAAAACGAAGUCCAUGCUGCUGAGGCGCGGGCCCGACAGCAAGUCGUCGAGCAGAAUCCCGAUGUAGGGGAAGAAUUACUGGAUAUUAACUUCUCGGAGAAAGUCAAGGAGGACGAUGUGCGACGCGGGGGGGCCCGCCCGACACCACAGCGGGCUCAUCAGCGUCAAAAUUUGGGCGUGGUGGUACCGGGGCGGCUCCCAGUUGUUUUCGCGAACCGAGUACUUCCCCCAGCAGCAUACAUCGACGCGCGCCCCAGGAUCAGACAACUUGCUGAGUUUGAGCAACAGCUGCAAAAGUUGAAAGCACAAGCGGACGCGCGCGGGAGAAUACUGAUACAGACACCUCCGGCGGCACCAGCGCAGCCACCACACGCUCGACAGGAGCCAGUAGGCCGGGUCGACCACCCUCAGGUCUUCCAGUACCCGCCCUAUAAUAUGAUAGACUUCACCCCCUUGGCGCAGACUCCUGGUGUACCCACCCCACGAUCUGCUCCGCCGGCUACUGCUGCUCCGGCCGCUCCUGCUGCCCCGGCGGUUUCCGUUGCUCCGGCCGCUCGUGUUGACUCUGCUGGGCUUGCUGCCCCCGUCACCCCCACAGCCCGAGUUGCUUCUGCUGCCCCAGGUUUUCCGGGUCAGCCUUACGUGAACGGCGGCCUCGGGUCUUUGCGCCAUAAUGCUUUAGUUGCAGGGGCAAGGGAUGCCGGAGUCGGGCAAACCGUUAUCCAGCCUGGAGGUACUGUUAGGAAGUGUAACCUGUCCGCUGACCCCCGCAACAACCUCUCCGCUAACUAUCUUAACCACGACCCGUUUGCUGACCCUUAUAAUAAACCGCUGAUUAACGCUGACGCCAAGAACCCGUUCGGCAUCUAUCUCGGAUCUCCCUGGCGCCCAGAUGCGGCCAUACAGGCUCGGGGUCAGGCUCCUCAACCUGGCCACCGGCCCAAUCCACAACAAGGAGCCGGCGCCAACCACGGGACAGGGGCUCGGGGGUCACAGUUUCGGGAAGGAGUUGCGGCCGAGAACGCGAACCUUGCCGCCCCGAAUAUUGAGGGCUUCCCAGGCCUGAACAUGCGGGGUUUUCCAACUCCAAUUGAACGGGACUCUGUGGUGCCAGAAAUCCAAGACCCGCCGCUCCUCAUUAUUCCACGUGGAAAAAGGCGGCAAUAA
Messenger RNA from Chaetomium globosum CBS 148.51, 2670 nucleotides. RefSeq lists its product as uncharacterized. The transcript has 6 exons. The record is from RefSeq and is a predicted model, not a curated record. Bases 1 to 2670 code for a protein of 889 amino acids. Lineage: Eukaryota; Fungi; Ascomycota; Sordariomycetes; Sordariales; Chaetomiaceae.